Messenger RNA from Aplysia californica (California sea hare), 5033 nucleotides. RefSeq names its product adhesion G-protein coupled receptor G4. NCBI's taxonomy places the organism in Eukaryota, Metazoa, Mollusca, Gastropoda, Aplysiida, Aplysiidae. Gene Ontology annotation, molecular function: G protein-coupled receptor activity; protein binding. Gene Ontology annotation, biological process: cell surface receptor signaling pathway; G protein-coupled receptor signaling pathway. The record is from RefSeq and is a predicted model, not a curated record. Gene Ontology annotation, cellular component: membrane.
AAACAAGAAAAGCUCUCUCAAACCUAUCUGAAGACUCCAGGCUCAAAAACCAGACGUCUACUUUUCCAGAAUCAGGUCUCUGGUGGACCAGCGAAAGGUAACCGUCCCUCCCUCCCUCCUCUCCCCCCCCCCCCUCCCUCCUGAACAUUCACCAACGUCUGGGAUCCACAUCUAAACACUCAAGAAACACCCUUGAGAUCGGUCAUCAAAUUGCCAACGAUUUGUGAAGCUCUCAACGACGACCAAGAGGGAUUAAUUACGCAUGCCAUAAUAUAACCACGGAGGGCCUGAGCGGCUGUUGAGUUAAAACUGGCAAUGUAUCGGAAUAUCAAUCCUCAGCGGGAGGUGGUUUGCUUCCUCCUCUUCUUCUUCUUCUUGCUUCUUUGCGGACAGCAGUUGGCCCAAGCUGCAGUAACCCCUGGAGCCCUUGGAACCACAGUUGCUCCGGCGAUCCAAGCCCCGCGGCAAAGGGCCUGUUUUUGCAAAAUAACAAGAUCUCCUACAUACACCCCAACGCUUUCAGAAAUCUGUAUAAACUUCGGACACUAAUUUUAGAAAAUAAUCAACUGACCUCACUGGGUGAUGGACUGACAUAUCAACACCUUCCAUCUCUGCAACGCCUGAGUUUUCAAAGAAAUUAUAUAACAACUGUGAACAAGUACUCCUUCAUAACUUCAUUUUCCACUGCCUCGACCUCAGUGGAUUUUAAAUUCAACUCCAAUGCUAUAAACUGUGACUGUAACAUCAAAGGUUUGGCAGCCUGGAAAACUGUGGCAGAACAAUCUGGAACAAACAUCAACAUUCAAGAGCUACGUUGUCAAAAUGAUCCACAGAAUAGACUGUAUUCAAAUGUUGAUAAUACAGUGUUUGGCAAUUGCCAAGAUGAUUCUAGUGAAGACCAAGCAGUGAAAAGUGAGGAGAGUGAUGAAGGUUUUGACGACGAGGUUGAAAUCUAUAAUGGUGGUCCACGAGGCAAAAACAAAAGCAAGAAUGAAAACAAGAGAACUAUAAAGAGUAAAGGAAGGAAAAAUCGUGUUAUAGGUAGAAUUGUCAGAGCUCAGAGUUUUGGUAACUUUACCAGGAUGGAAAAAAAUGAACAAGUAAGAGAGCAGAAAGUAGCUCAAAAUGGAAGAACCAAAAGAAAGAAGAAAAAUAGAGAUAGAAAGAAGGACGUAGACAUGGAUUCACAAGAAGAGAGCAGCGAGGAGCACAGCAGUGAAGAGGAGAGCAGUGAAGAGGAGACUGGUGGUUCUGCCAAUAUCUUCAGUGACGGUUCAGAGUGCUACAGCUGUAACAAAGCAAGCACCAAUUAUGGCUGUAAACAACAAUCACAAGGGAAACAGCCUUGCAUAGGCAUUCCAGAGAUGGUGUGUGUGAAAUCUGUGUCUUGGAGAGAGAAAAGUAAAACAAUGGCAAUAUCAAGCCGGUGUGUCCCCUACACUAUGUGCUUGAGCAUGGUGGCAAACAAUGAAGGCACCUGUGGAUUAGACUACCAGACUUCCCUGGAUGUAGACUGCUCGUUUUGCUGCAUCGGUCCCACCUGCGAUGGAGAUAACAGUAUAGGAGGUCGAACCACUGAUUACUCCUUCAAUCUUGUGUAUGUGAGAGUCAAUGCUCCAUUCGAACCUUACAUGAAGGACACAAACUCUCAGCAGUACGCAGAGGAGGAACUGCGCAUUAAAACUGGAAUAUUGAGAGACAUAACGAGUCAAGUGAAAGGAGGAUUUGAUGUUUAUGUGUUGCGAUAUGAACCUGAAGAAAAUCGUUCUCACAAAGUUGUGCUUCAGAUCGAAGUCACCGUAUUCAACACUGAGUCUCCUAAUGUUGUCAAGAGCAUGCUACAAACACACAUUGAGCAGAGCAAUGCAUCUCCUAAUGGAUUUUUACGGAAGGAAAACAUCAAUGGGCAGUCCAUGCACUUUGGCCCCACCUUCACAGGUUCUGAACAGUGCCAGAGAGAGGUGACAAACACAAGCAAAGGCAGCUUCUCCUGGCCCAUCACUAAUCCAGGCACCAUCACCAAUCUGAUCUGUCCUUAUCAGAAUCCUCAAAGCUCUGAAGUGGAAAUUGCUACCAGAGCAUGCUUGUUCAACAGUAACCAGGACGGGGUGUGGCAGGUUGCGGACGAGUCCCAAUGUCUAGAGGCUCCCAGUACUGUCAUCUCUCUUGACGACCUGGAAAACAGGCCCAUCACUCAAGGCACUGCAGACGCAGUUUCUCAGGACUUACUAGACUUUGUUAAAGAUCGCGAGAGCUUCUCGCCCGCACAGAUGAACAAAGUGGUCAACAUUCUUGAAUCACUGACCAGAGAUGAUGUCAUCGUGCAGCCAGGCAUCGCUAACAAUGUGGUUGAGACAAUGGAUGUUCUCAUCUCUGCUGAUGAAGAUGAGCUGAAGAAUGCUGAAAAGGAAAAGUCUACUUCAAAAAGACUUCUUGGCGUCAUUGACAAGGUUGGAGAAAAGGCUCCACUAAGUAACGGAAAGCUGAAGAUUGUAUCCUCAAAUCUGGCAGUGGCUGCUCAAGGUGUAAAUAGACAGGAGCGUCGGAGCCUUCUAUUCUCAACGGGAGCCAAAUCGGGGGAUGACCUGAAAUCAAAUGAUGUUGAUGUAAAAUUUGUAAGCCCUACUGGUAAUGCAGUCAUAGAUGAGGAAGGAGCCCAGAUUGUUUUCCCCACUGAGAAAGUUCUGUCUCAACAAGGAAACGUGGAACGGGUGGCAUUUGCUGCUCACAAAUCGGAAAAGCUCUUUGCUUCAAUAGAUGGCAAAAAUGAAGGAACUACUAAAACUGUGGCAUCUGUGAACGCGGCGGGUGAAAAGGAGACAAUCACAUAUAUUGAGAAGGUCAACAGUCAAGUGGUCUCUGCCAGCAUACCUGGGGUCAAGUCUUUAUCUCUGCCGGAGAAUGUCACUUUGACUUUUGAACACAAUGCUGAGAAUGCGACAAAUCCUCGGUGUGUGUUCUGGGAUGAGGACCUUACUGAAGAUGGUGGAGGCUGGUCCGACGAAGGCUGUAGCGUUGUCGAGGCAACGGAUGGCCACACUAUGUGUAGCUGCAAUCACCUUACUAACUUUGCCUUGCUCAUGGAUGUUUACCAAGAGGGUUCCAACCUCAGUGAUCUGGACAAAAAAGUUCUAUCCAUCAUCUCCUACAUAGGCUGUGGAGUGUCGCUGUUUGCCCUGUUGUUAACCCUUAUAACCUACAGCAUGUUCAACCAAGGGACACGUUACAAUUUAUCUGACCAGACGUUGACGACGAGAAAACUGAGACGUGACAACCCAUCCAAAAUUUUGGUGAACCUGUGUCUGGCACUGCUCUUCUCUAACCUUGUUUUCCUGGUGGGCAUGCAGGACUACACAUUCGACAGUGAAAUUGCUUGCAAGAUUGUUGCUGUUUUACUGCACUACUUCCUAUUGUCUUCUUUGACAUGGAUGGCUGUGGAAGCGUUUUACAUGUACCUAGCUUUGGUGCUGGUGUUCAAGACUUACUUCACCAGGUUUAUCCUCAAGUGUGCCCUAGUGGGCUGGGGUAUUCCCUUAGUGGUGGUUGCUAUCACGCUGGGCAUCGACAAGACCAACAACUAUGGCUUUGUUAACACUGGACUGUGCUGGCUUCGAAAUCCAGCUUUCUAUGCAGCUUUUGUGGGCCCAGUAUGCCUGAUUUUACUGCUGAACUGUGCUGCAUUCGCCCUGGUCAUAAGGCAGCUGAGAUCCAGCUCAAAGUUAAAUAAAACAGACAGAAACAGCACUGUCCAACGUCUCAGAGGUGCUAUUGGAGUGGUCAUCCUUUUGGGUCUGACGUGGAUUUUUGCCAUCUUCGCCAUCGACCGAGCUAGUGUUGUGUUUUACUACCUGUUUGCCAUUUUCAAUUCUUUACAGGGUUUGUUCAUCUUCAUCUUCUACUGCCUCUUGAAGAAGGAUGCAGUUGCAGCAUGGAAACGGAGCCUGCCUUGUUGUGAAGACUAUGGUGACCAAAGUAAAACUUCUUCCAACAGCCGAGUUCCAGGCGUAACGAAGAAGCAGACAGCGGUCACCACGACCAGAGCAAGCCCCCACACUAACAAAAACGCAAAACAUUCGGACAACUCUGUCGAUGACAGCUCAAUGACAGCCUCAACCUCUAUGACUGGUAGCAGAGAAUACUCUGUCGCGUCCAUAAAUGAAGAUGAUAGUAAUGGUCUGUAUAGCACCCUCAAUGAACCAGGCACUGUUACUGCAGACACAGAAAGGGGACAAGUGAGUUUCACACCAGCCCAGAGAGGCCAAGAUAAUCCGACUUUCUACAGCAAUGUGUACGACAAUGAACCAAAGUCACAGCAGAAGGCUCAACCAGGCGGCCCAGCAUAUUCGUCUGUCUCCACCUCUUCAAACCCAAAUUCACCUAUAAAAUUAGGCGAGGGAGAAGUGGACAGUCGAAAUACAGCGAGUGUGAGUGACAUCAGGCUCAGGUUCGAAAAAUCUACUUGAGACCCCUAGGGACAUUGAGUUACCAGAGUGUAGUGUUCAAUAUUUGCCUUUGUUUCCAGGUGAAAUGCUGAUAAUAAUUUAUUGUUUGUGAAAACCUUAAUAAUAGUGCCUGCCCUUUUAAUUUACACCGUUUUAUGACAAUAACUGGCAAUGUGGUUUUUAAAGAGAAAUAGUGGCCUACUUUUGUUUAGAUGGAAACAUUGCCAGCUGUCAGCUUAAAGAUGAUUUUAUUUGAGUUUUACAGUAUACAGCUUCGCUUUGUUCAGAUUUUUAAUUCUGUUGAUCAAGAAUUCCAUGUAUGCUCUUUUAACUUUUUUGUUUAUUUUUUUUUUGUCAAUGAAAAAAAUUUGUGAAAAGUUCAGGAAUGAUACGACUGUUGUCUCAAGCCUGAGAUCUUGACACCUUUGGUCCAACCAGUCAUAUAGGACAGCAUUUUUACUCCAUGCAUAUAUAUAUAUAUAUCCUCAGCAUCGUUCUACAAGCACUGAUUCAUUUUUUGAAGUUUGAAAAAAUGUGCGAAAGAGGGUACCCAAAUUAGAUCUAUGCCUUGAGCACUCUUUAUUGUUCAAA